Pan troglodytes (chimpanzee) is the source of this 4675-nucleotide messenger RNA. Its product is annotated as ectonucleotide pyrophosphatase/phosphodiesterase family member 7-like. Lineage: Eukaryota; Metazoa; Chordata; Mammalia; Primates; Hominidae. The coding region runs from base 1429 to 1959 and encodes 176 amino acids. The transcript is spliced from 2 exons. The record is from RefSeq and is a predicted model, not a curated record.
GCAAUCCUCCCACCUAGUCUUCCAAGUAGCUGGGACUACAGGUGAACCCUACCACACCCAGCUUUUUUAAUUUUUUUAUAGAGUUGCAUUCUCGCUUUAUUGCCCAGACAGGCCCAAACUCCUGGCUUCAAGUGAUUCUCUCAUCUCAGCCUCCCAAAGUGCUGGGAUAACAGGUGUAAGCCAUCAGGCCAGGCAAUUUUUAAUUCUUAUGCAAAAUUUUCAACUAAUUCCUAGGAUUAAAAAAAAUGUCGAUCAACAUGCGGAUUAGAGGAAAAAAUAAUUUUAAACAAGAGAAAAAGUUAAAUGAGAUGAUGUAUAUGUAUACAGUGCCUGGCCUCAUGAUCACUGAGUCCACUGCAGCUUUUAAUUUUUUUUUCCAUACAGGGUCUCACUCUGUCACCCAGGCUGAGUACAGUGGCAUAAUCAUGGCUUACUGCAGCCUCAACCUCCUGGGCACAAGUAAUCCUCCCACCUCAGCCUCUCAAGUAGCUGGGACUACAGAUGCACACAAACACACCUAGCUAUUUUUGUUGUUGUCAUUGUAUUUUUUGGUAGUGUCAGGGUCUCACCAUGUUGCCCAGGCUGGCAUCUUGAACUCCUGGGCUCAAGCGAUCCUCCCACCUCAGCUUCCCAAAGUGCUGGGAUUACAGGUGUGAGCCACCAUGCCCAUCCUGUUGUAGCUAUUUUAAUAGUGCUGGUGAGCAAUAAUUUGCUCUCCCUCUAAAAACAGAACAUACUAAGCCAAGGAAAGCACCAAUCUAGUUUGUUCUCCCCAGAUCUUCAAAAUGUUGGAAUUAGUAUAAGAGUCCAAAAUAUUUCAUGUGGUUUAUUUAUUUAUUUAUUUAUUUUGGAGAUGCAGUCUCGUUCCAUCGUCCAGGUUGGAAUGCAGUGGCACAAUCUCUGCUCACUGCAACCUCCGCCUCCCGGGUUCAAGCAAUUCUCCUGCCUCAGCCUCCCAAGUAGCUGGGAUUACAGACAUGAACCGCCACGCCUGGCUAAUUUUUGCAUUUUUAGUAGAGAUGGGAUUUCUCCAUGUUGGCCACUCUGGUCUUGAACUCCUGACCUCAAAUGUUCUACCCGCCUUGACCUCCCAAAGUGCUGGGAUUACAGGUGUAAGCCACCAUGCCCGGCCAGUUUGAUUUUUUAUUGUUGUAAAAUACAUACAAAAUCUAUUAUUUUAGCCAUUUUCAAAGGAAAAAUUCAGUGCUGUCAAGUGCAUCCACCACACUCUACAGCCAUAUCCCCCAUCCAUCCCCAGAAUGCUUUCAUACUGUCCUGCAAAUAUGCAGCACCUUGCUACACUCCAGGUUGUUGUCCCACAACAGAGCUGGGUUGAAUUAUUAAUGUGGACUUUGUUCAACAACGGACUAAAGAGGGAGAAACCCAAGAACUCUGUGAGGAGUGCAUGACAGGUGCUCGUGGGAUGACAUGGCUCGGUGCCCUCCAGCUGCUGCUGCCACCACCUGUCCUGCUGGGCGGCCACCCCCUCCCAGGGAAGAAGAGCACUCACAACUGCUGCCGAUCUCCUUCCAGGGCUUCCGCUGGGACUACGAUCAGGAUGUGGACACCCCCAACAGGGACCGUCUGGCCGGGGAGGGCGUCAAGGCCAAGUACCUCAUGCCGCCCCUUGUCACAAUGACCUCCCCGUCCCACUUCACUGCCAUGCCAGAGCAUGGCUCUUUGCUGCUAAAGUCACCAAGAACGGGAGUCAUUAUGACCCUUACGGUCACCCGAGAGGAAGAAUGGAGACUUUUCUUAACUGAGUGGGGCCAAGAGAUAAGACCAGCUCUGGCUAAGCGGUGGCCAAGAGUGUGGGCGGAAGACAAACCUCCAGGGUUUGCAGUCAACCAAGCCCCCGUACUUAUAGAAGUUAAGCCUAGGGCCCAGCCGGUUAGCAAAAACAGGAGCCGGUCCCCAGAGAAGCUCUUGAAGGUAUCCAGGUCCAUCUCAAGCACCUAAGAACUUUUGGAAUUAGAGUUCCUUGUCAGUCUCCAUAGAACACUCCCCUCCUGCCUGUUCCCAAGCCUAAGACCAAGGACUACUGGCCGGUACAGGAUUUGUGCUUGGUUAAUCAGGCUACAGUGACUUUACAUCCAGCAGUACCUAACCCGUACACAUUGCUGGGGUUGCUGCCAGCUGAGGACAGCUGCUUCACCUGCUUGGACCUGAAAGAUGCUUUCUUUAGCAUCAGAUUAGCCCCUGAGAGGAAGAAGCUGUUUGCCUUUCAGUGGGAAGAUCCGGAGUCAGGUGUCACUACUCAGUACACUUGGACCGGGUUUCCCCAAGGGUUCAAGAACUCCCCCACCAUCUUCGGGGAGGCAUUGCCUCGAGACCUCCAGAAGUCUCCCACCAGAGACCUAGACUGCGUGUUGCUCCAGUACGUUGAAGAUCUUUUGCUGGGACACCCCACGGCAGUCGGGUGCACCAAAGGAACAGAUGCUCUACUCCGGCACCUGGAGGACUGUGGGUAUAAGAUGUCCAAGAAAAAAGCUUAGAUCUGCCGACAGCAGGUACAUUACUUAGGAUUUACUAUCGGAAAGGGGGAGAGCAGCCUAAGAUCAGAAAGAAAGCAUGUCAUUUGCGAUCUACCGGAGCCUAAGAUCAGAAGGCAGGUGAGAGAAUUCUUAAGGGCUGUGGGGUUUUGCAGACUGUAGAUCCCAAACUUUGCAGUAUAAGCCAAGACUUUGUAUGAGGUCACAAAGGGGGGGGGGGCGGAAACGUUUUGAAUGGGGAUCCCAGCACCAGCAAGCCUUUCAUGAGAUAAAGGAAAGAUUUAUAUCAGCCCCAGCCCUGGGGCUACCCGAUCUAACAAAGCCUUUUCUAUCGUAUGUGUCAGAGAGAGAAAAGAUGGCAGUUGGAGUUUUAAUCCAAACUGUGGGUCCCUGGCCAAGGCCGGUGGCCUACCCCUCUAAACAACUAGACGGGGUUUCUAAAGGAUGGCCCCCGUGUUUAAGGGCCUUGGCAGCAACUGCCGUGCUAGUACAAGAAGCAGAUAAGCUGACUCUUGGACAAAACCUGAACAUAAAGGCCCCCCAUGCUGUGGUGACUUUACGGAAUACUAAAGGACACCAUUGGCUAAUGAAUGCUAGACUCACCAAGUACCAAAGUUUGCUCUGUGAAAAUCUCCAUAUAACCAUUGAAGUUUGUAACACCCUGAACCCCGCUACCUUGCUCCCAGUAUCCGAGAGCCCUGUCGAGCAUGACUGUGUAGAAGUGUUGGACUCAGUUUACUCUAGCAGACCUAACCUCCAGGACCAGCCUUAGGCAUCAGUAGACUAGGAACUAUACGUGGCUGGGAGCAGCUUCAUCCACCCACAAGGAGAGAGAUGUGCAAGCUAUGCGGUGGUAACUCUGGACACUGUUGCUGAAGCCAGAUCGUUUCCCCAGGGCACUUCAGCUCAGAAAGCUGAACUCAUUGCUUUCAUUCGGGCCUUAGAACUCAGUGAAGCUAAGAAUGUCAACAUUUACACUGACUCUCAAUAUGCCUUUUCAACCCUUCAAGUGCAUGGAACAUUAUAUAAAGAAAAGGGCCUAUUGAACUCUGGGGGAAAAGAUAUAAAACAUCAAGAACAAAUCUUGCAAUUAUUACAAGCAGUAUGGAGACCCCACAAGGUGGCAGUUAUGCAUUGCAGAGGACAGCAGCGAGCUUCCACCUUGGUGGGUUUAGGGAAUUCCCACGCUGACUUAGAGGCUCGAAAAGCAGCAUCUGCCCCCUUCCGGACAUCAGUCACAGCCCCCAUGCUCCCUUCAAACAUCUGAUCUUGUACCUACUUAUUCUACAGAAGAAAAGGACUUUCUCCAGGCUGAGAGAGCACAAGUGAUGGAGGAAGGAUGAAUUCGGUUACCGGAUGGGAGAGUAGCUGUGCCACAGCUGCUAGGAGCUGCAGUUGUACUGGCUGUGCAUGAAACCACCCAUCGAGGUCAGGAAUCACUUGAAAAGUUGUUAGGCUGGUAUUUCUACAUCUCGCAUUUGCCAGCUCUUGCCAAAACGGUGACGCAGUGGUGUGUUACCUGCCGACAGCAUAAUGCGAGGCAAUGUCCAGCCGUUCCACCCGGCAUACAAGCUUAUGGAGCAGCCCCCUUUGAAGAGCUCCAGGUGGACUUCACAGAGAUGCCAAAGUGUAGAGGUAACAAGUAUUUACUAGUUCUUGGGUGUACCUACUCUGGGUAGGUGGAGGCUUAUCCAACACGAACUGAGAAAGCUCGUGAAGUAACUCGUGUGCUUCUUCGAGAUCUUAUUCCUAGAUUUGGACUGCCCUUAUGGAUCAGCUCAGAUAAUGGGUCGGCGUUUGUGGCUGACUUAGUACAGAAGGCGGCAAAGGUAUUGGGGAUCACACGGAAACUGCAUGCUGCCUCCCAGCCUCAGAGUUCCGGAAAGGUGGAGCGAAUGAAUCAAACUAUCAAAAAUAGUUUAGGGAAAGUAUGUCAGGAAACAGGAUUAAAAUGGAUACAGGCUCUCCCUAUGGUAUUAUUUAAAAUUAGAUGUACCCUUUCUAAAAGAACAGCAUAUUCCCCUUAUGAAAUAUUAUAUCAUAGGCCCCCUCCUAUAUUGCGGGGACUUCCAGGCACUCCCUGAGAGUUAGGUGAAAUUGAGUUACAGCGACAGCUACAGGCUUUAGGGAAAAUUACACAGACAAUCUCAGCCUGGGUAAAUGAGAGAUGCCCUGUUAGCUUA